UCCGUCAGUUAUGCGCUGUCUUUAAUGGGAAACUAGAAUCGCUAUUUUAGAGCUGAAUAACAGAAGCAGCUUUGGAAAUAUUGAAAACUUUGGAUACCGAUUUUGUCAGAAAGGUUCCGACAGAAGGAGUUUCUACGUUCAAAUCUCCAACCUUGAUUUACCGGUGGAUCACAAAGGGCGACAAUGUCUGACAUUCUAGUGGUCUUACCUCCUUUGACGGCUGACGGUUCGGUAAUCUUCGCCAAGAACUCGGAUCGACCGCCGACCGAAGUACAAGAAGUCGUGUAUGUUCCGCCAGCCAGUCAUGACAAGGGAACCAAAUUACACUGUACCUUCAUCGAGGUGGACCAGAUCCCAGAGACGCGAGGGGUGAUCCUGAGCAAGCCGGCAUGGUGCUGGGGCGCCGAGAUGGGAGCUAAUGACCACGGUGUUUGUAUAGGUAACACCGCCGUCUGGACACGCCUGUGUAGGCCCGGGGACCACGAGGAAAAACUGAUAGGAAUGGACCUGGUCAGACUUGGACUAGAGAGAAGUAGCACAGCGCGUGAGGCAAUUGACGUCAUUUCCAUUCUCUUGAUGACGCAUGGACAAGGCGGCAUCUGCAGUGAAGACCACAACUUUGGACAGUGGACAUAUCAUAAUUCUUUUGUGAUCGCGGACAAGCAGGAAGCCUGGCUUCUGGAGACAGCUGAUAAAAUGUGGGCCGCUAAGAAAGUAACGAAUGGUGUUCUAGCCGUAUCAAAUUGUCUUACCAUAGGGACAGAAGCGGAUAUUAUGUCUCCCGAUAUUCUUGCGCAGGCGCAAAAUGGCGGAUACUGGAAAGCAGACGACGGCGAGCUGAACUUCGCAAAGGCUUUUUCCGCCGACUACCCGGGAAUAUCACUCUCUGAAAAACAAACUCCCGGAAACAGAUUAAACUUUGUUCAAAAUAGCUUACAUAGCGUUAAAGAUAAGGUAGACAUAAGCCAUAUAUUUAAACUCCUACGGAACGAAGAAAGCAGCGUCAAUUUCAUUGGCGAGUUGCUCACUGUGGGUAGUCAAGUGUCAGUACUUGCUCCACCCACCUCCAGCCAGCCUUGCUGUCAUUGGUUCACGGGCACACCAAACGCCAACGUGUCAAUCUUUAAACCCUUCAUCUUCUGUGACUCCCCGAACAUCGGCACGUGGACUGUCUCGUCCACUUUCAGCGACACGCCACGUGCUUCUUUCCAGACGACCAUAGACCGACGGCACGCACUUUAUCGAGCGCACGAGAAAGGACGAGAGUUGAUGGAGACAGGAAGUCCCGUAGGUGCUCAGAUGCACGCGACUUUGAGGCGGUUGGAAGCUCAGUGUGUACGGGAGGUUAUGGAGUUUGUGAAAACGUACCGAGAGUCGGACAUGAGUGAAGCGCGAGAUCUGUUCAGUGAUAUUGCUGAGUCGGAAAUAAAGUUUUACUCAUGACACAAGACUAUCUUGGAGUUCGCUUAGAGUUAAUUUGUGUUUAUUGAUGUUGUGAACAUGUCUCAAACAACUUAUUUCCUUCGAAAGCGCUACAACAGCAUUGCAACUUCCGUUAAUAAAUGUUGACCAGUA
Messenger RNA from Mya arenaria, 1575 nucleotides. RefSeq names its product secernin-2-like. Gene Ontology annotation, biological process: proteolysis. The transcript has 7 exons. NCBI's taxonomy places the organism in Eukaryota, Metazoa, Mollusca, Bivalvia, Myida, Myidae. The record is from RefSeq and is a predicted model, not a curated record. Gene Ontology annotation, molecular function: cysteine-type exopeptidase activity; dipeptidase activity. The coding region runs from base 184 to 1443 and encodes 419 amino acids.